Molecule: messenger RNA, 1556 nt
Organism: Durio zibethinus
Lineage: Eukaryota; Viridiplantae; Streptophyta; Magnoliopsida; Malvales; Malvaceae
Product: cysteine-rich repeat secretory protein 38-like
Source: RefSeq, a predicted model, not a curated record
AACAAACCUGAAAAAAAUCAUUAGUCGAACACCACAAUCCCAUACGGUGAUACUUACCCAAAAACAAAAAUGUAACUCUUAAUUUUAUAAAUUAGUUUCCCAGGCCAAGAAUUGUGAAGGGCGAGGACUAGACGCUGGGAAUGGGAUCUUCAACAUUUCUUCUGUUUUCUUAUUCAGUUGUUUUAUCCCUUGCUACUCUUACCCUUUCGGAUGAUGUUUAUUUUGAGCAUAGCUGUAAUGAAAUCAGAGGCAACUACACCGCAAACAGCAAUUACCAGGGCAACCUCAAUAGCAUCGUCUCUCACUUCUCCUCUCUUACAGAAUUCAAUUACGGCUUCUUCAAUCUGUCUGCUGGUGUAAGCCCUGAUAACGUUAACGUAAUCGCACUUUGCAGGGGUGACUUAGACCAACAUCAAUGCAACACUUGCCUCAACUACACCGCAACCGAGCUCGAGCGAUUUUGUCCCUCCAACAAGGAGGCGACCGCGUGGUCUGAACUUUGUUUGGUGCGAUACGCCAAUCGUGACAUGUAUGGAAUGCUGGAGAACGAUCCUCGUACUUGUGUUUACAACCUAGCGAAUGCAUCGAACCCUAGAAAGUUCAAUCAGGCAUUAAGUAGACUGUUGAAUGACCUGAAAAGCAAAGCUGCAGCAGGGGGUCCUCUUCGCAAGUAUGCAGCUGGUAAUGCUACAGCUGGUAACUUGCAAACGGUAUACGCUACGGUGCAGUGUACUCCUGAUUUGGACAAGAGAAAUUGCACUACUUGUCUAACUUACGCGAUGAGCGAGCUUCAAAAGUGUUGCUAUGGAAGGAUAGGAUGCAGGGUUCUUAGACCAAACUGUGUCUGUAGGUUUGAAACUAAUUACCGAUUUUAUAAUCAGAUUGCAGUUCCUCUGCCACCAAGUCCAACAACUUCUUCUCCGACAUCAAUAGGAGGAAACAGGAACAACUAGAAUAAAAACCACUAAUAAAGACGCAUAUAUUAGUCUCAAAAAGCCUGUUAUUUACCUCUACAUCAUAUAGAGGCAGAUAAAAUUUCUGUCCUCAAUACUCUAUUCACUAAAUCUAUAUCAUAAAAAUAAAAAAGAUUUGGUAAAAGGUUUGUACAUACUGUGUUAUCCUAUGAAAGUGUGGAGAGUUACACUCAAUUUGUAAGAUAUUAUCCGUUUUAAUCCAAAAGUCUCAUAGUUUUGUCAUACAAAAGAUGUCUCAUAGAUUUAGAUUUAAAUCUCAAUAUAUAUGUCAUAUCAUAUCAAUAUAUUUUUCUAAUGUAGGGUUGGGACAUUAUAAUCUUUCCACCUUUAAAACUUGACGUCUCGAACAAACUAAUUUCAACCAUAGGACCAAGAUCACACCAAACUUGGAAUUCUAGAGAUGGCUCGCAUCAUGUAAUACUUAGUGAUUUGAUCUCACCAUGUAGUACUAAGUAACUUCUACGACAUAGCACUUAGUUCUCGUCGAUCGGUGAUCGUUCUAAUAUCAUUUGUGGAGACACCCACCCAACCUAUGAGUUAUUAUCCGCUUUGAUCCUAAAGUCUCGCGAUUUUAUCACACAA